CAAGAUGGCUGAUGAUGGAAAGCUUUUUGUCGGUGGCCUCAGUUUCGAUACAGAAGAACCCUCUUUGGAAGAGGCGUUUUCCAAGUAUGGGGACAUCGUAAAAGUUGAUGUAGUCAGAGACCGUGAGACGAAACGGUCCAGGGGAUUUGGCUUUGUCACUUUUCACAGCCCUGAUGAUGCAAAGGCAGCCAUGACAGCAAUGAACGGCAGGUCUCUUGACGGCAGAACCAUCCGUGUUGAUGAGGCGGGCAAGUCUGGAGGAAGAUCUGGUGGUUUUCGAGGAGGAUCCAGUGGUGGCAGAGGAGGUGGAUUUUUCAGAGGGGGCAGGGGAAGAGGUGGCGGAGGAUAUGGAGGUGAACGUAGCUAUGGCGGAGACAGAAGUUAUGGUGGCGGCGGAGGCGAUAGGAGCUACGGUGGUGACCGGAGCUAUGGAGGGAGUGGAGGUGGAGAGAGGAGUUAUGGAGGAGGCUACAGGAGUGGAGGAGGAGGAGGUGGUGGAGGAUACUCUGGAGGUGGAGGUGGCGGUGGAGGUUACAGGGAUAACCGGAGCCAAGGAGGUUAUGGUGAUCGUUCCGGAGGAUCCUACCGAGACAGCUAUGACAGCUAUGCUACACACGAGUAAAUACAAAAAAAACUUCCUGAUUGCAAGAUCGUCACUUCGCUGGCUGUUUUCUUUUUAAAAGAUGCGCUCUUCGAAGAUCCCUUUUUUUGAAUUUUUGUUGUUGUUUUCUGUUUGUGGUAUCUGGUUCUAGUGUUUUCUUUAACAGACAUUGCAGCAUCUUCAGUCCUUUUUAUCGUGUUGAAAAUAUUAUUCAGGAUAAUCUGUCCUCUUGGCAGGAACUGAAAUCCUGUAGAAACUUUACUGUUAGGCUUGGCGCUCAAAUGUGGAGCGUUGGUCCUUUUUUUGAUCAAUUUUUUUCCUCCUGGUGUAAUGGGACUGCUUUCUGGGGGGAUCAAAGUUGAUGAUUUUAAGAAAAAUGGCUUAAAUUGAAAUGAAACCUGUUUCACUGUUGAACCGCUCCUAGGUAGGAUCUCUGUAAACUGUCCAACACAGCCUGAUAGCUUCUAUGACAAAUUCAGUCUCUUGACCUGACCAUGACCCUGCUCAUUCUAAGCCUCAAAUAUCUGCAAAAAGACGUUACUAUCUAAUCUUCCUUUUUAAACUGGAGUUGUAGUGAAUUCUGGUCUUUAAAAUAAAAUAAAAAAAAGGAGAAAUUAAAUCUUUUAGAUCUACACUAGAAGCUUGACAAGCUGUGAUGUUUCCAGGGGGAACUGUAAUUCAUUCAUUUAGUGUAGGAAGGAAGGAAUGUUGACUGGUAGCACUGGUUUCCAGUAAACCUCCUUGAUAUUGAUAAAGAUAUGUAAGUAUUCAAUAUCUAGUGCAAAGUGAUUAACUUUGUCUGGUGACUCAACUUCUAGCUCUUGAGCUGCCAUACUCGGUGUAGCUGAUGCAGUCUGCUGCAGCUGGCAGUUCCAUUAUGCUACUCUGAUGGACAAAAAAAACCCCAUUCAAGGUCAUCCUCAAGAAAUGUUACUACAAGGAAAUGUGCUCUGUUCUGUGUACCAACACCUCUAAGAUUUUUUUGUAUAUUCUGGCUUCAUGAAGCCUAUUAAACAAUCCGUUGAAAA
Messenger RNA from Hypomesus transpacificus, 1629 nucleotides. RefSeq names its product cold-inducible RNA-binding protein B-like. Gene Ontology annotation, cellular component: spliceosomal complex. The transcript has 6 exons. Gene Ontology annotation, molecular function: RNA binding. The record is from RefSeq and is a predicted model, not a curated record. NCBI's taxonomy places the organism in Eukaryota, Metazoa, Chordata, Actinopteri, Osmeriformes, Osmeridae. Bases 5 to 622 code for a protein of 205 amino acids. Gene Ontology annotation, biological process: positive regulation of mRNA splicing, via spliceosome.